Molecule: messenger RNA, 2314 nt
Organism: Sarcophilus harrisii (Tasmanian devil)
Lineage: Eukaryota; Metazoa; Chordata; Mammalia; Dasyuromorphia; Dasyuridae
Gene: AMPD1
Product: adenosine monophosphate deaminase 1
Exons: 14
Coding region: 2-2206 (734 amino acids)
Biological process (GO): IMP salvage; AMP metabolic process
Cellular component (GO): cytosol
Molecular function (GO): AMP deaminase activity
Source: RefSeq, a predicted model, not a curated record
AAUGGAUGAUGCAACACGAAGCUUUGCAGAAAAAGUUUUUGCUUCUGAAGUCAAAAAUGAGGGAGGCCGCCAUGAGCUUUCACCAUUUGAUGUGGAUGAGAUCUGCCCAAUUUCUCUACGAGAGAUGCAAGAACACAUAUUCCACCUGGAGACCCUAAACAUCACCACUGAAGGAAAGAGGAAGAAGCGUUUCCAGAGCCGGAAGACAGUUAAUUUGUCCAUUCCACAUAGUGAAACAUCAACCAAACUGUCUAACAUUGAGGAGUACAUUUCUUCAUCUCCAGUCUAUCAAACUGUGCCAGAUUUCCAGAGAGUACAGAUCACAGGAGACUAUGCCUCUGGGGUUACAGUAGAAGAUUUUGAAGAAGUCUGCAGAGGUUUGUACCGGGCACUAUGUAUACGGGAAAAAUACAUGCAGCAGUCAUUUCAGAGGUUCCCCAAGACUCCUUCCAAGUAUCUAAGGAGCAUUGAAGGGACUCAUUGGAAAGCAGAUGAAAGCUUUUAUCCAGUGUUUACUCCUCCCCCGAAGAAAGGAGAAGACCCUUUCCAAAAAGAUGAUCUUCCUGAAAACCUGGGUUAUCAUUUCAAGAUGAAAGAUGGUGUUGUUUAUUGCUAUGCUAAUGAAGCCGCUGCCAACAAAGAGGAGCCUGUACCUCUCCCCUAUCCAAAUCUGGACACUUUCUUAGAUGAUAUGAAUUUUUUACUUGCUUUAAUUGCCCAAGGACCUGUCAAAACCUAUACCCACCGACGCCUGAAGUUCCUGUCAUCCAAGUUUCAGGUCCAUGAAAUGCUCAAUGAGAUGGAUGAAUUAAAGGAACUGAAGAACAACCCCCAUCGGGACUUCUAUAACUGCAGGAAGGUAGAUACUCAUAUCCAUGCAGCUGCCUGUAUGAACCAGAAACAUCUGCUGCGUUUCAUUAAGAAAUCUUACCAGGUGGAUGCUGACCGAAUGGUCUAUAACACCAAGGAGAAAACUCUGACCUUAAAGGAACUUUUCACUAAACUGAACAUGCAUCCCUAUGACCUGACGGUCGAUUCUCUGGAUGUUCAUGCUGGACGUCAGACCUUCCAGCGUUUUGAUAAGUUCAAUGAUAAAUACAAUCCUGUAGGAGCCAGUGAACUAAGGGAUCUUUACCUGAAGACAGACAAUCAUAUUAAUGGAGAAUAUUUUGCUACCAUCAUCAAGGAAGUAGGUGCAGACCUGGAGGACGCCAAGUACCAGCAUGCGGAGCCCCGGCUGUCCAUUUAUGGCCGCAGCCCUGAGGAAUGGACCAAACUCUCGGCCUGGUUCGUCAGCAACCGCAUCAACUGUCCCAACAUGACUUGGGUGAUCCAGGUCCCCAGAAUCUACGAUGUCUUCCGCUCUAAGAAUUUCCUUCCUCACUUCGGUAAGAUGCUGGAAAAUAUCUUCCUGCCGGUGUUUGAGGCUACUGUCAAUCCCCAGGCCCACCCGGAGCUCAGCAUCUUUCUCAAGCGUAUCACCGGCUUUGACAGUGUAGACGAUGAGUCCAAACACAGCGGCCACAUGUUCUCCGCUAAAAGUCCUAAGCCCCAGGACUGGACGAUGCCAAAUAAUCCGUCCUACACGUACUACACCUACUACAUGUAUGCGAACCUCCUGGUGCUCAACAGCCUGCGGAAGGCCCGAGGGAUGAACACAUUUCUGUUUCGUCCUCACUGUGGGGAGGCUGGAGCCCUCACACACCUCAUGACAGCAUUCAUGACAGCGGAUAACAUCUCUCACGGCCUAAACUUGAAAAAGAGUCCUGUACUACAAUAUUUGUUUUUCCUGGCCCAGAUUCCCAUUGCUAUGUCUCCUCUAAGUAACAACAGCCUCUUUCUAGAAUACGCCAAGAAUCCUUUUCUCGAUUUCCUCCAGAAAGGACUGAUGGUUUCACUCUCUACGGAUGACCCCAUGCAGUUCCACUUCACCAAGGAGCCCUUGAUGGAAGAAUAUGCUAUUGCUGCCCAGGUCUUCAAACUGAGCACCUGUGACAUGUGUGAAGUGGCAAGAAAUAGUGUCCUGCAGUGUGGAUUGUCCCACGUGGAGAAAGUUAAGUUUCUCGGAGAUAAUUAUCUUGAGGAAGGCCCUGAUGGAAAUGACAUCCGGAAAACCAAUGUGGCUCAGAUCCGAAUGGCCUAUCGCUUUGAAACCUGGUGUUAUGAACUCAACCUAAUUGCCGAGGGUCUAAAGGCAACAGAUUAAAAUAAAUAUAGCAAGUAUUCGGUUUGGAUCAUUUCUUGUAUGUAGAUUCUGUGUGGUGCUUGCCUAUUCCUUCUCUGGAAAAAUAAGAAACAAGACUUGAAAAGUAAU